Drosophila ananassae is the source of this 5113-nucleotide messenger RNA. RefSeq names its product collagen alpha-1(XVIII) chain (gene Mp). The transcript has 21 exons. The record is from RefSeq and is a predicted model, not a curated record. NCBI's taxonomy places the organism in Eukaryota, Metazoa, Arthropoda, Insecta, Diptera, Drosophilidae. The coding region runs from base 1277 to 3787 and encodes 836 amino acids.
CGGCGGGAGCGUUUACCUUUCAGUUGCGUUCGCGUUUUCCAACAGUUCAGACCGGCACCGGGUCGGGGCUAAGAUGAAUUUGUUGUUGCCUCCGUGCGGUCCUCGGUCCUCGUCAUCGCCAUCGACUUCGACUGCGACUUCGCCUUCGUCCUUGCUCCGUUCGUCUUCGUCCUGCGUGUCGGGUGUCGUGAGUGCGGUGGCAGCUGCUGCUCUAGCUGCCACGGAUACUACGGAUACUACGGCUCCCAAAAAAACAACUGCAAAUGGAGCUCGUGUGCUGGCUUAGCCGCAAAGAAUGAAAGUGAUUUAUUUGGCCAAAUGAAAUAUAUGCCCCGCUAAGAGUGCUGGCCGAGACCGAGGUAUAUCCUUCACGGGAAUCGAGUCAAUUAAAAUUCAAUUAUGCGAGCAAAGAUGAAGGAGAGGCCGCGCAAGCGUUUCAAAAUUCGACCGCUGAACUCAUCCUGACUGAAUCGAAAGUCCACAACUGCCACCAGAGUGUUCCCCCCUAUAUCUGGCACCAUACCUCCUGGCAAUCGAUCAUAUCAUUGAGACGCACAUAUCGUGAACGAAUAUCCCGAGCUAGACUGUGUACUCGAAGUACUCGUAAUCAGCAAUUACUUUUAAUCCCUGUUCUUACUAGUUGUUGAGUGAUAUUUGUUGUCAGUUGUGGUCCGCGGUGCCGGCGACUUUCAAACGGGAGGCUCCUGCUGUUCCUGCUGGCCUUCUGGCCUGCACCGAGCCUGUUCAAUCGGAAAUCAAUCAAUUGCACAAUGCCGGAGUGCAUGCGGUGUGAAAAAGUGAAUUAAUGGCACAGCACGACGUCAAAGCUAAGAAACACAGUGAACAGUGACUGCCGUUCGAACAAUAAAAAAGUACACACAUAAUUGGAAACGAGACCGAGUGCUGUCAUUUGUAAUUACAAAUGAGUCUGACAAAAAUACGCCACACAUAGUUCGCAGUUGCAAUUAAUUUAAGGCAAGACCCAUAUACCUAUAAAUAAGGCAAAGUGUUUGCAAUUAAAUUAUCUGUGAUUUUCGUCAACAUAUUAAAUAUUUUCGCGCGUACAACAUUAAGUAAAUAAAACACAAAUUGUAGCAUAAUUUAAAGUGAGGAGUGAAUCCGAAGUGCGAUCGGCCUAGAGGCCAUUCGGUUCGUCGUCGCCCGUCGUAUUUUCGUUCGUUUUCCGCGUUGAUUUUUCCGUAGUGCUUUCCGUGGAAAGUGUUGUAAUUCGCAUCGGCGUCGGCAUCGGUCGGAAGACGUGUAAAUAUCGUACAAAAUGGCAAUGGUUAUAUCGACGCGUGCCAAGCUCGUGAUUACCGCCCUGAUCCUGUUCUUCCUGCUCGGCAUCGUCCUUGUCACGGGCUCCACGAAGGGCUGGUUCAAUCCCAACCGGUACAACGGCGCGGAGCGUGUGGCAGCUAGGAUUCAGGCGACAGACCCCUACGACGCCAGUGGCAUGCAGCCCCCGGGACAGACGCAGUACACGCACGAGAGACCGUACCGCGGCAUCAAGGGCGAGAAGGGAGAGCGGGGGCCCAAGGGGGACAGUAUACGGGGUCCUCCGGGACCGCCGGGUCCGCCCGGGCCCAAAGGGGAGCCGGCCGUCUAUCCGCCCUUCGUGGAGACAACGAGUGCGGGGGCUAAAUACACUGGCGAGUGUACAUGUAAUGCGUCUGAUAUCCUAGAGGCCAUCAAGGACAACGAGUCGUUGCGGGAGACGCUGCGUGGAGUGCCCGGCAAGGAUGGCAAGGACGGAAAGCCCGGAACCCCUGGUCACACCGGAGCCACCGGAGUGCCCGGAGCUAGGGGCGCCCGGGGGCAGGAAGGUGCCCAGGGGCAGAAGGGCGAGCCAGGCGUCGACGGUAUGCCCGGGGUCGUGGGUCCGCCGGGACCACCGGGCCCGCCUGGUUUGCCCGAGAAUUACGAUAUAAAUUGGAAUCCUACCAGGACCUUCAAGGAAUCCCUAAUGGUCAACUCGAUGGGCUCAUUCCGAGGGACGACGCAGCCUGGACCCAAAGGUGUGCCCGGCGAGAAAGGCGAUGCGGGCCAGAAGGGAGAGCGCGGCGAUCCGGGUCACAAAGGUGCCCACGGGCCCAGCGGCGCCAAGGGAGAGCCGGGCGAGCCGGGGACCCCCGGACUGCCGGGUCUGCCCGGACAGGCUGGCCAGCCCGGAGGAAUCGAGGGCCUCGCCAACGUCAACGGGACCAAGGGCGAGAAGGGAGAGAAGGGCAUGCGGGGUCGACGCGGCGGCACCGGACCCGCCGGACCGAUUGGACCUCCCGGAAAGCCCGGCCCCAUGGGCGAUAUCGGACACUCGGGUCGUCCCGGCAUGCAAGGACCCAAGGGUGAGAUGGGACCCAAGGGACCCAAGGGAGAUUCCGGAGGCCGCGAAGGGGUCAAGGGGGACAAGGGCGACCGGGGCCAGGACGGACGCGACGGUCUGCCAGGACCACCAGGACUGCCAGCCGGCGGAGGCGGCGACGGAGACAGUAGCGGCGGAGUACAGUACAUCCCGAUGCCGGGACCACCGGGUCCUCCGGGACCACCCGGCCUGCCAGGACUCUCCAUCUCGGGGCCCAAGGGAGAGCCCGGAAUGGAUUCGCGGAGCAGCUUUUUCGGCGACGCCUCCUACUAUGGACGACCAGGUGCUCGCUCAUCCUUGGACGAACUCAAGGCCCUGCGAGAGCUGCAGGAUCUGCGCGAUCGGCCCGAUGGCACCGCCGAGCCGCCGCGUCCCGCAGGACACUCGCACAAGCACGAGGAGGGCCUGGGAGGACCCGCAGAGGGCGAGGAGCUGCCAUACUUUUCGGCAUCCUCGUCGAACAUGAACAUGAAGAUAGUACCCGGCGCCGUCACCUUCCAGAACAUCGAUGAAAUGACCAAAAAGUCGGCUUUGAAUCCGCCGGGCACCCUGGCCUACAUCACCGAGGAGGAAGCCCUGCUCGUUCGCGUCAACAAGGGCUGGCAGUACAUUGCGCUGGGCACCCUGGUGCCGAUUGCCACGCCCGCCCCGCCCACCACGGUGGCGCCCUCGAUGCGCUUCGACCUGCAGUCGAAGAACCUGCUGAACAGUCCACCGCCCCUCCUCAACACGCCCACGUUUACAACCGCGCCCGAGUACGAAACGUGGUAUCCGCGAAUGCUGCGCGUGGCCGCCCUGAACGACCCCUCCUCCGGCGAUUUGCAGGGAAUCCGGGGGGCUGACUUCGCCUGCUAUCGGCAAGGACGCCGGGCCGGCCUCCUGGGCACCUUCAAGGCGUUCCUCUCCUCCAGGGUACAGAAUCUGGACUCGAUUGUGCGUCCGGCUGACCGGGACUUGCCGGUGGUGAACACCCGGGGCGACGUGCUCUUCAACUCCUGGAAGGGCAUCUUCAACGGCCAGGGCGGCUUCUUCUCCCAGGCGCCGCGCAUCUACAGCUUCAGUGGCAAGAACGUGAUGACAGAUCCAACCUGGCCCCUGAAGAUGGUCUGGCACGGCUCCCUGCCGAACGGUGAGCGCUCCAUGGACACCUACUGCGAUGCCUGGCACUCCAGCGCUCAGGACAAGUCCGGCUACGCCAGCAACCUCGAGGGCCACAAGCUGCUGGACCAGAAGCGCCAGUCCUGCGACGGCAAGCUGAUCGUCCUGUGCGUGGAGGCCCUCUCCCAGGAUCGCAAGCGGAAGAAGCGGGACGUGGGCGGCCUCAGCCACCUCAAUGGCCGUAGUCACAGCUAUGACGAGAGCGAAAGUCUGGAGUUCACCUCGGCGGAGGAGUAUGCGGCGCAUUUAGAAAAUUUACGGCUGUAAGCGGAGCCGGAAGGAAGGAAGUCAGACGAGUCACACCAAACCAUUCUCAUGCAUAAAGGAAAGAAGGGAAAACACAACAAAACAAAUCACUACAGAACACAACACGAAAAACACACACAAGUACAUAGAAUGUAAACGUAAAUCAUGGCCAUGCAUAUAAUCAGCGGAUUCCAAAAAGAAACCAAAAAUAAAAGUGAACGAAUACUCAGAAGACCGAUGGAAGUUGCAUAUAAAUACAUACUUAAUAUAUCCGUACACACACUACUCGUAGGGAAUACCCAAUGUACUCGCCACAUACGUACGUAUGUCAAAGUAAUACGCAUAUAUCGUGGAUCUGUAUGGGAGUGACUUUUUGUUCAGGACAUCAGCCACAAGAAACCACAAUUUUGUACAAGCAGGAACCGUAUUCGUAGUUUGUAAUCUGUAAUUUGUAACUUAACGAUAGCCGUAACCGAAACUAAGUGUAAUUUUUGUAAUUACGUAAGCUCACCCUCGAUACUUAGGGGCGGAUUACGGAUGAUCCAGUUGCCUCCGCCUACGCAUUACUGGCCAAAUUAGUCUCCUACUUAGCUCGUAUGGCAGUGCACUCUAAACAACCCGCCCGGGGAUCCAAGACACUUCACAUAACUCUGUAUAUGCGUGUAUAAAUGUGUAUUUUUCUGUCAAAAGACUUCUAGGUGUGUGUAAAUUAUAAGGAAAUCCCGAAUCCAGAAACCCCCCAGCCCAAAGACCGUAGCCGGAAAUCCGAAUCGUUUUUAACUAUCGCAUAAAGCCCACUCUUUAUAGAUACUAUGACCGAUUUCUACUCCUUUCGUAGUCUGAGAACCCCACAAUACUCGUACUCGUAAUCGAAAUCCAAGUUCGGAUGCCAGUUUUUAUACGCAUCGGUAUCGGUAUAGAGUAAUGGAAUAAUGAAAUUAUAGCAUAACACGCCUCUAUCCAACACAGCCAUACUCACUCGUAAUUUAUUGUCAUUCGAUAACGAAUACUUAACUAAAUUAUAAUUACAGAGCAUAGUUAGUUACAUAAUGAUAAUAUUUCUUUUUGCAUUUACUAAUGCAUUUCCAACUACAAAAUUUGUAAUGUAAUUAAAUGUAAUUGUAACGACAAUUAAGGUAUUAAUUUAAACGAGAAGCCCGAGAGCGGAGGACACAACGGAGGCGACGACAUAAUAUAGUGCGAUUACGAUUAAAGUAAAAUAUAUACAUAUGUUUAGUGAAAUCAAAACUGAAGUGCAGAAAAAACCCUCUAGUCCUAAGCGUAAAGUAAUACAUAAUAGCAUAAUACAAUUGAAUAAUACGGAGUAAUAAAACCUAAACUAUCAAA